GGUAACACCACGAAUGCACUCACGUCCUUAGCACCUCCAGCUCCAGCUGUCUGCGGGCAGCUGCACUUGGAAGAAGUCCGUGUUUUAAUGCUUCUGCCUUUCUCUGGACUUGCUUUGAAAGGUGGGAGACCUUGGUUUCUGUUGUCCAUGGAGUUCCCAUUUUUUCAUGGAAAGAUAACAAAAAGAGCCUGUGAAGAUCUGCUGACCAAGAAUGGAAGGAAUGGUAGCUAUUUAAUACGAGAGAGUGAAAGCGUGGAAGGAGCCCUGUGUCUCUGUGUUUUCUUUGAAGACCUCAUCUACACUUACCGUAUCUUCAGGGAGCACCAAGGAUAUUUUAAAAUACAGACUUCCGAAGGUGUUCCGGAGAGGCAUUUCAGAACGUUAAAGGACCUCAUAUACACUUACGAGAAGCCAAAUCAAGGACUAAUAACAAACCUCCGCUACCCAUUAAAGAAGCCAAACACCUCGCGAAGAAACCUGGGGUUCAAGUCAGGAAAGGAUGACCUUUAUGAUGGUGAGAAAUUUAGCCCUGCCUUUGUGGUUUGGGUUUUUUUACAGAUGACUGCAGUGACAGGUUUGUAAUGAAUAGCUGCUACGUGUCCUCUGAGACCAGCUCCCCUGGCAAGUUCAGCAUCCUUCUUUCUCUCUUAUGGUCAGUGGAAAGUGGUUAUUCCCAGCUCACAGGUCACAUACCCUCAUCCCCCACAAAUCAACACGUUAAAAUUACACAAGAUACAGAAGGCAAAGCACGAUGGUGCCCACAGCUCACUCCUUCAUGGGCCUUGAUGCUUCUAGUCUGGGGGAGGCUGAGGGCCACCUUUACCCCGUGAGGUUCUGCCAGGCUGCCGGCUCCCUGCGCUUCUCUGGGCAUGAAGGCUGUCUUUAUGAAGACACAACCUUCAGUGUCCAGGUUGAAAGCUGGUUUUAUAUCAAAAUCCAGCUCAGUUCUUUUUGAGAUGCUGGGGACGGGGAGGAGGGGGGAAGCCAGCCAGCUUGUGGUUUGUUGUGAUUGGUAUUUUAAGUUGGUGUGUUGAAAAUAAGAAGCAUAUAACCUUGUGCUGAGGAUCACAGCUGUGGAACCAGAGAGUUCAGUCUCUGAUUGCUCUUCUGCUACUUUAUGCUCACAAGUUCCAGGUAUAAGAUAAGGAUACAGCGUUUCUGCCUGACAGAAAUGUUAUGCAAAUGGCUACAGUAAAGGUGGAGGUUUUCACAAGGCGGUAGACCAUGCUUUGUAGUCCCGUGGCAUCUUUACGUCUUUGUUUUGGGGAGGAUGACUAGAGAUACUGUUGGUAACUUGUCAGCAUCUCUCAGGCAUUUGAAAGCCAUUCUUCACAUCGCUGCUGCCUGAUGCUCAGCUGCAGUAUCUAUCAGGUCACAGGCUGCAAAAUAAUCUUGAAACUCUUCCAGGUCCUUUAGGUGUAACGAGAGCCACAGUGAGAGCAUGUGCGAGCAAGGGAGAUCCUUCCAUUAAGUACCAUUAUUGUAAAGGGAAAAAAAUCUUGGCAUAUGCAGUCUUUUGUGUGAUUUGUAUCUCGUGACGAUGGCUAGCUACAAUGCGGUCAUGUGGGCCAGCCUCUCUCUGCUGCAGUCGUACCUCCUGUCGUAGCGUGCUGGCAGAUGCUGGUUUCCUGGACACACCAAGAGUGCAGCAGCUCCGGCGCUCCCUGUGCCAAGCCGACAGGAUGGGAUGGGAAGGGGCGAGCUCUCCCCACCGCUUCAUGCACUACGCUGCAUGUGUAGGGGCCAGUGCAGCAACAACCUGUCUGAGAGAAACAGCAGCAAAGGGACAUUUCCAGGGUCUCCGACAUUACAUUAUCACUUGUACCACUGUGCCACAUUUGCUCUAAAAACAUUUUUCUGGUAUCUUGUCAUUGCCGUUCCAGGGAGAUGGAAAAUGGUGCAGUAGCAUGGAUGUAUUUUUAGGAAAAAAAUGGGUGUAAUGCAUAUUUUAUUGUCUGGUCCUGCAACGUGAACUUUUCUAGAAGAUGCACAUUUCCCUGGUCUGGGCUCACAGGGAGGGGAAAAAGCCCCCCACCUUUCAUUUCACUACCAACAUGUUUGUGGGUGCCCAUAAAAAUGGAGUCUUCUCAAAAUAAUCAAAUUACUUUGGAAUUGUUGACGUUCAAUUUUAAUUUCAGUUUCACUCCUACAGCAUUCCAAACUUUCCCCUCAGGCUGCUUUAUGACAUGCUCCCAGAGGGAGCUUAGGUUAGUGGCGUGGCAUCUCUCUCUCUCUGAA
This is a messenger RNA of Falco peregrinus (peregrine falcon), 2238 nucleotides long. It is a transcript of the gene SH2D1B, whose product is annotated as SH2 domain containing 1B. The record is from RefSeq and is a predicted model, not a curated record. The transcript has 3 exons. The coding region runs from base 88 to 582 and encodes 164 amino acids. NCBI's taxonomy places the organism in Eukaryota, Metazoa, Chordata, Aves, Falconiformes, Falconidae.